Syngnathoides biaculeatus (alligator pipefish) is the source of this 2201-nucleotide messenger RNA. RefSeq names its product Rho related BTB domain containing 3 (gene rhobtb3). The coding region runs from base 342 to 2201 and encodes 619 amino acids. The record is from RefSeq and is a predicted model, not a curated record. NCBI's taxonomy places the organism in Eukaryota, Metazoa, Chordata, Actinopteri, Syngnathiformes, Syngnathidae. Gene Ontology annotation, biological process: proteasome-mediated ubiquitin-dependent protein catabolic process; regulation of proteolysis. The transcript is spliced from 13 exons. Gene Ontology annotation, cellular component: cytoplasm. Gene Ontology annotation, molecular function: ubiquitin protein ligase binding.
GUCUGGACAGCGGCGCGCGAUGCUCCGCGGCGGCUAAUUACGUUCACUACCCAUCGGCAACUUGUGAAUCGAGCUCAUUGAGUGUUGUUCGUAUUCCAACACGGGUGAGCCGUCUACUCGCGGUCGAUCGCGCUCUCACUUUUAUGAAUGACUAGCGAGGCGGGGGAAUGCCAGUUAGCGCGACCCGGCUCCACUGGGACCAGCCGCCGAUGAGCGAUUCACGGCGGAGCGGAGCCGCGGCUCACUGCGGAAAAAGACGAGCCUGACUGCCGCAGACUGGCGUGCGAACGCACCGUGAGGAGGACACGCUCGCGUAGAGCAGCGACGGCAACGUGACCACAAUGUCCAUUCACAUUGUGGCUCUGGGCAGCGAGUGCCCUGGUGGAGUUGGCCAAGGGGAAGAGAUCAUGGGCCAGGGCCAGCUGCAGGGAGGCCUGCUGUGGAGCUACCUGGGCCAUGGUGCACUGGUGGGCCCCAGUGAUUUAGAGAGCAGCUCGCAUAACCCAGCCUUCAUGGAGUACACCUCACGUGUCUUUGGAGAUGUCACCAUUGUGGUCCAGGAUUGUCCCAGCUGGGACUUGUUGGACAGUGACUGGGCCAGCGUACGUAAAGUUCUUGAGCAGGCGGACAUUCUGGUCAUCAAGUAUUCAGUGACUGACAAACUGGCGUUCCAGCAAGUCAGGAAUGGAUAUGCCCCGAGACUCCGCCCACUUCUUAGGCACUGGGGAGUGCCUGUUAUCUUGGUGGCAGUUGGAGCUAGGCUGAAUGAUGAGGGGCCUCCCUGUACAUGUCCGCUGUGUGCGUCUGACUGGAGCAGCUGCGUGCCUCAUAGUGAAGGUCUACAGCUGUCCCGGGACCUGGGGGCCACCUACCUGGAGUUACCCUCGCUUAACCAUGUGUUCGUGGGUCGCUACUUUGGCAGCGUGCUGGAAUACUUCAUGAUCCAGUGUCUGAAACACAAAGCCAAAGAGAAGCCAGAAAAGAGGCGAGGAAAUAAAGUGCACGAGCUUCACCCACCUCAUUUGGAACAACCAGCUCGUCUUCCUCCAAUUCGAGUGGAGGAGUCAAGCUUCUCCCAAGACAUGCAGUGGUUGUUGGAACGUGGCGUGCAGUUUGCCGACGUGGCCUUCUAUGCAGGGGACUCUGGCAAAGAACUGGGAUGGGCACACGCAUCUGUGCUCUGCGCUGUCAGCCCGUAUUUCCGGCAGCUGCUCCUGGGGCCCAAGACCAGAGAACGGCCCCAGUCACGGUGUGUCUGUAGGGAGAGGGAUGGCGCCCCCCACUCGUUGCUCUCCACCUGGGACGGCGGAAUAAUUGAUGACAUGCCUCGAUCUGAGGGACAUCUGGCUGGUCGGCUCUCUCGUCUGGUUGUGAAGGAUCCCCUCUUAUGCAUGUGCUUAUGGGAAACUCUCAUGUUCAUUUACCGAGGUGCGUGGGAGUGGGAGCACCUCCAGGAGGCCUUAGAAGAGAAGCUGAAGAACUCGCUUGCAGUGGCUCAGCUUAUGGAGCGAAUACGAUCGCUUAUUGGCAGAGAAAGGGGCACCAGAGACACCCCGAGUGCACGCGUUGCCCAGCUUGGCCCCCAGACUCUCGUCAACCUCUUCAAUUCCCCUCUUUAUUCGGAUGUCAUCUUCAUGGUGCAGGGGAGUGUAUUGCCAGCCCACCGAGCAGUGCUGGUAGCACGCUGUGACGUCAUGGCGGCCAUGUUUAGCGGGAAGUAUGCAGAGGCCCGGAGUCGCGUGGUGCCCAUCCAUGGCGUCUCUUCAGAUACUUUUCUGUCAUUCCUGGAGUACCUCUACACUGACUCUUGCUGUCCCGCCAGCGUGUUGCAGGCCAUGGCCGUGCUGGUGUGUGCAGAGAUGUACCAGGUGAAACGGCUGCAGCAUCUGUGCGAAGUGUGUGUGUGUGCGUACCUCCAGAGUAUGCCCAGUAGAGAGCUGGCAUCAACUGGCAUCAGCGUCAUCCGACUUCUCCGACAGGCAAAGUGUCACAAUGCAGAGCAGCUGUACGUGUGGCUCCUCCACUUCAUCGCCAACAACUACCUGAUCUUCAGUCACAAACCCGAUUUCCUGGAGCUCUCAGAAGAGGAGCGAGAUCAGGUGGAGAGGCUGCGCUGGCCAUCCAGAGGUUAUCUGCAGGAGCUCAGCGAGUACCAGCAGCGGCGACGCAAACUACGCAAAUCUCGAUGCGUUGUCAUGUGA